AAAUCAGCAGAGUUUUGAAAAGCUAGAGGCUGUGUAGUCAGAAGGACUGUCUUUGAAAGGAGGACAAAGGGGAGAAGAGACAAAGACACAGCCCCGGAGGAGGAGCUGCUGUCCCGGGGCUGGUCCCUGUGCUACAGUGGCUCUCACUCUGUGUGUUUACAUGUCUCUUGUGCUGUGAUGAAUUCUCGGGAAGAAGUUAGAGGACUCUGCCUAGGUUUCUCGUCCCCCUAUGAGGCGCAGGCUGCCUGCUGGAGAGGGGGACUCUAUUGAACACCACAAACACACUGAUAGAUGCUCACACACUCGCUGGCUGAGUGUUCAUUUUGUUUGAAAGGGAAAAGGAGAACUUCCUUAUUUUUCUACAUAUCCAGACCACUGCAAGAGGACCAUCAAGAUGAGUCGAUGGCUCAAAUGCACCUCCAUGUACUUUAACACUGACUGGAAUAAGUAUGAUGACAGGCUGAUGAAGGCAGUGGAGAGGAGGGAUGUGGACAAGGUUGCAGCAGUGCUUGGCAAGAAGAGCAUCAUCCCAACAAAACUUGAUGUAGAGGGGCGCUCUGCGUUCCAUCUUGCUGCCACCAGAGGACAUCUCGACUGCCUGAAUCUUAUUCUUAAUCAUGGUGUGGAUGCCACAACCACUGAUGCCACAGGAAAAAAUGCCUUGCACCUGGCAGCCAGAAAUGGCCAGUCACUUUGUGUGCAGAAACUACUCCAGCACAACUGCCCAGUGGGAAAUGUGGACCUGCAGGGAAGAACAGCCUUGCAUGACGCCGUUAUGGCUGGCUGCUCCUCCAGUGUGAAGCUGCUCUGUGACAGUGGAGCAUCAGUUAAUGCCAGUGACUUUGAUGGUCGGACACCAUUGGUGCUUGCCACUCAAAUGUGCCAUCCACACAUCUGUCAGCUGCUGUUAGACCGAGGAAGUGACAUCACAGUCAGAGACAAACAGAAUAAGACGGCAUUGAUUCUGGGUUGUGAAUAUGCGUGUAAAGAUGCUGUGGAGGUGUUGUUGAAAAAUGGCGCUGAUGUCACUACCAUGGACGGAUUUGGCCAUGACAGUUAUCACUAUGCACGACUCAGCCAAAACCAGAAACUUGUGUCUCUUGUCAAGAGUUACUUGGACAUUGCCACAAAAGCAAAAGAGGCUGCCAAUAUGGAACAGAAAAAGAGACGGUUGCAGUCUGUGGAGUCAGUCUCUGAGUCCUCAAACCACGAAAAGAUAAUACAGGACCUGGAGAAACAGAAUGAGAGCCAACAGGAAACUCUAAAGAAGUUCCACCAGGAGCAGAGAACACUACUUGACAAAGUUAACAUGCUUCAGCAGCAGCUUAGCCAGGAAAAGUCAACAGUGGAGGACAUUCACAAUGAGAAAGGACAGCUGAAGCUUCAACUCUCAGUCAAAGAGGAGGAGGAGGAAGGAGCGAGAGCCGUGGAGACUGUGAGAGUUCAGCAACGGAGCCUUUUGGGAGAUUACAAAGGGCAGUCAGUAAUCAAAGGUAAAGAAAACAUGCUUGUUCGGCAAUCACACAGCUUGGACUCUGCUCAGAUCUUGCAGCCUACAGUAUCAUCUCCAUCUUUGACUCGUCCUUUGGAGCUGUCUCGGCCGAAAGCCAGUGAUCCAGAGACUUUACUACAAGAGCUUGAAUCUGUUCGCAGACAGCAAGAAGCUACACAUGAAGAGGCAGGUCAUCUUCAAAUGGCUUUAGCACGCAAGUCUCAAGAGUGCAAGGAGCUUACCAGUAGGUGCGAGACCAUCAAACAUGAGUCAGACCAGCAGGUACAUGAGCUAGAGGAAGCACUGGAAGAUGUGCAGAAGAGAAUGUUAGACUCUGAAGCAAAGGUGAAACUGCUUCAGGCUCAUGUGUUGGCAGUAAAGGAGCAACUAAGUAACCAAGUUGUUGAUGACCUCAAAGCACAGAUAAAUGAGGUUAAGGCAAAGUAUGAAGGAGCUUCUGCUGAGGUAGGAAGGGUUAGAAACCACCUGAAGCAGAGUGAGAAAGCCUUAGAAGAGUACAAGAAAGGUGAGGGGCUACUGGCUGUAGAGGUUGAGAAGCUGACUGCAGAGCUGAGUGCAAUGCAAGAGGAGCGUAAGGACAUGGAAAAGACCAUCUUAAACAUGGAGGGUCAAGUGAAAACAGCAGAGGUCAUGUUGACUUCAAUGGUUCCAGGAGAGAAAUUUGACAACAUGAAGAACCUUCUCACCAAUGCUGUGGAUGAAAAAGAGCAACAGUUGGCAGAGCUAAGAGACGAUUAUGACCGUGUGCUGGAGGAAUUGGCAGAGCUCCACCGUGCUAUGGAUGAUCGGAAAGCUAUCCCCCUACAAGAGCAUGAGCAAGUCCGAGUCACUCUGGAGGAGCAGAACUCAUCCCUGAAGAAGAAACUUGCUGAUAUCACUACAAAGUGUCAGUCAUUAAUUUGUGAAGUGGAGAAAGGUGAGGAUGAGAGAGAGCUUCUAAGAGAGGAGCUGCAGGAACUCGGCAAAAAUAUGAAGACCAGGUUUGUGACUUUGGAAAACCAUGAGGAAGUGAAGAGAUCUAUGGGACUUGCUGUGGAGGAUUUGAGGGUCAGGUUAGUGGAAGAGAUGGAGAAGAGCAACCAGGCUGAGGAGCAUCUGCGGAGGCUGCAGGAAGAGAAGGCCUCUCUCUGUGAGAACAUUGCCAACAUGAGAUGCACAUACAUCCCCUGUGAGCAGUAUGAGAGCGAGAUGGCUGCACUCUUGGUAAAGAACUCAGAGCUGGGGAGUGAACUUGAGAGCCUUUGUAAUAAAUACCAGGAGAAAGUGAGUGAACUUGAGAUAGUGGAAGCUGAAAAUGUAUCAUUAAAGCAGAGCUUUGACAUAAAGUUUGUCACAAAGGAAGAGUAUGAAAGAGUGCAGACAGAGUUAGGUAAAGCUUUGCAGAAAGGGAAGAUUGAAAUUGCCAUGUUUGAAGAAGAUCGUAGAGUUCGGGAUGUGGAGCUGGAGAAGCUGAAAGAAGGAAAUGCUAUGUUGAAAAAGGAAUUUGAGGAUGUCCAGGCAAAGUUAGAAAAUGACUAUAUAAGCAUUGUAGAACACGAGGUGGUAAUAAGCCAAAUGAGCAAUGAUUUAUCAGAAGCAGAGGGAAGAGCUAAAAAUGCCUUCUUAAAGUACCAGUCUGCACAAGAGAGUGCCUCAAAGCUCCAUGAGGAAAUCGAAGCACAGAAGAAUGAGCUGAACACUAUCCAAGAGGCUUUUCACUCAAAGUUUGUGCCAUUGACAGUUAUAGAGGAAAAAGAGAUGAAUUUCAGUACUGCUCAGAGGGACUUGACAGAUAAACUUGCCAAAAUGCAGGAGAUGUACAAUGAUGAAAAGACCAAAGGGGAAUGGCAGAGGCAAGAGAACAAGAAAUUGAAAGAUGAAGUGGCAUCUCUGCAGCAGAAACUUCAAACAGGGAUCAUAUCCAGCGAAAAGUACAAAGAAGCAGAGAAUCACUACCAGGGCCAGGUGGAGGACCUGAGUCUGAAGUUGGUGGAAUUAGAGCAGCAAUAUAAAGAGGUUACUAUCCAGAGAGCCGAACUUGAAGAACAAAACACUUUGUGCAACACUGAGAUCCAGAGUCUCCAGAACAGACUGAACAGUGAGUAUGUCCAUCUGGAGCAGUUUGAGGCUAUGCAGCACUCUCUAAGUGAAAGCCUGCAGGAGGCACAGAAGAAAUGCGAGGGCAUCCGUGAAGCUCAUAGAUUAGAAGUCCAGCAUGUACAUGAACUUGAGAAACAGCUCCAGAUUCACAGCUGUGAUGAGGUUCUAAAGGCCCAAUACAGCCAGGCUAAAGAGGCUCUGGAACAUGAGGUCAAUGAGCUUCGCUUAGCACUGCGAGAGGAGGAGGAAACCAGUGCUCAGAGGGCAGAGGAUGUAGCCACUCUGCAGACUGAGCUUCUCAGAGCAACACAUGCUCUGGAUGAUCUCCGCAGCCACGAGGAACAUAUGACGGAGCUCAGAGCCGAAAAGCGCAGGCUAGAGGAGGAGGUCCUUGAACUUGGAAACCGGCUAUCAGGGCUGGAUGAGCAAUAUGAGGAGCUGUACAGGGAAACAGGCCAGGCCAGGGAGGGUGAAAAGAGAGCUAGAGCAGAAACCGAGGCCCUACAGGUAAAUAGCGCCUCCAUUGAAAAGGAGAUCGGGGAUCUAAAAGAGAGAUACAGUGAAUCACUCGGCACCAUUGGAGAAUUGCAGAAGAGGAUUCAAGCAUCCUCCGACCAGACUGAGCUCAAAGACAAAAGAAUCACAGAGCUGUUGGCAGAAGUUGAAAGGCUGAAACAGGCUCUGAAUGGCUUAUCCCAGUUGGCUUAUGCUGGCAACACGCCCAACAAGAGACAGACUCAACAAAUUGACACACUCCAAGCCCAGGUCAAGAGCCUCCAGCAGCAGCUGGCUGAUGCUGAGAGGCAACACAGAGAAGUGGUUUCAAUUUAUCGAACUCAUCUUCUCAGUGCUGCACAGGGUCACAUGGAUGAAGAUGUCCAGGCUGCUUUGUUGCAGAUUAUCCGAAUGAGAAAGGGUUUUGUGUGUUAAACUCAACAUGUUGACACUGCACUGACUCUAAUUCAUCAUUCACACAGUAAACUUCAGUUCAGCUCAGUGUAGUUUGAUACUGCUCUGGACUGCUUCAGUCCAAAAUUUACCAUUUGAAGGGUUGAAUUAUCCUUAUUAGGUUCAAAUAUACUUUCAGAAAGUAUUAAUAUAUAGCCUUGGCGCUAAAAAGACUAACAACAGUUUGCAAUAUGAACCAGGGUAAACGGAGAAACAUGAAAAAACUGUAUAAAUUUAGUCUAUUUUAUUCACAGUGUUUUGGCUUAACUGUGUGCCAUAGAGUGACCUGAAUGUUCUGAUCAUUUGCUGAAAUGUCUUGAUUAAGUGGACAAAGCUAAUGGCAGUCAUUGAGGACCGUGGUAGUGGAGGCUGUUACCUUCAAACUACUCACUCCAUGAUGACUAAUUUGCCUCAUUUCAUGUUGAAAUAACCUGGCUAUAGCCAGUCUUCUAAAGAUGGCAAAGAAUAUUCAUUUAUUCCACUCUCAUAACCUUGGUUUUAGUCUCAUCCUCUUAGCUAUGAAUGUAGUGUAUUAAUGAGGUACUCUUAAGCCCUUUAGUGAGAACAAAAAGCUGAUUUCAGACCAGCUUUGUUGAGUCCCCUGCAAAGGUUACAGUAAUGACUUGGUUAGAGGAAGCUGUUCUCAGAUCACUAGGGAAAAUGCUUUAAUGCAGGGACACUUUUUUCACAUAUUGUUUCAAUAUCCUGCAAUAUACACAGAAUAAUUCUACACUCUUAUUACAAGCACCUAAGAGAAAUCGUGCACAUCUCCAUUACCAUAUAAAUAUAAUUUGCACACACUGAUUUUAAGGAUGUUCAUGUGGUACACGGUCAUCAUGAAAGAUUACAGCAUAUCUUUGCAGCAGUUUUGCUAGGAACCAUGUGUAUGUACUGCAUGGUGUUUUUCAACUCUGUGUGAUAUAUUGGAGUCAGUCUGUGUCUAUUGGGUUGGGUGAUAUACUGUAGGAUGGACUAGUAAUUUUAAGUGUUCUGUAUAUGUUAAAUUUUUUUGCUUUUGCAUUUAUAAGAGCCUGUAACUGUAGCAGGCACAGGUCACAUCUCAUGAGAUUGCAUGGGUAAAGCAUUUAACAUUACUGAAGGCAUUUAAUUGCACACUCUAUCCCUCAUUGUCCUGUAUCCUGGCUGAUAUUGCCAUCUAGUGGUAUGACAUGGCUGGCCAAGUUUGUAGGAGAAUGAAGUGUGUAGGAGAAUGUAACGCAUUUAGGAAUUCUCCUUUGGAUGCUUCCCGAAUCAGAUAUAUGGAUAAUUUUUUUCAUGGCUUUGUACUACUUUUGAUUAAUGAACACCGUGUUUGUGGUUACUAUAACAGAAUUCAGCAGGACUGGAGUAGAAUGGCACAAAACAAUCUGUUCCGGUGUCAGAACAUGACAAAACUGACAUACUUUAUAUUUUGUAGACAUUCUUUUUUAUCUAACUGUCAAUUUUAAGUCAAACUAUCUUUGUAUCUUAUUGAUUUCCCAAUCAGAUAUUACUAAAUUAGCAGCACUCUCUGAACUUUCUUCCACAUGGUUUUGGCUGUAUUGAUUAAUUAUUUUAGAAAAAACACUACCUUAAAGCCAUUUGAUUUGAUUGGUAUUAACCAAGACUAUUGAUUCUCUCUGUUGGGGAUAACUAAUUGUAACAGUUUCAUUAUUUAAUAGGAUUAUUUUCUAACUGUGUUCUUAUGAUUCGGUUAGUCCUUCAUGGACAUUUCUCUCCUUUUUCUUUCUUUUUGUUUUGCUAAAUUUUGAGUCUAACAUCAAUAAAAGUGCCUGUUUUAGACUAAAUUGACUCUGUGCAAAUGAAAAAAGAAAAAAGAAAAGAAUGAAGAUAAAACCCAACAGUAUCAGACUGUCAUGAAGUGAAGCUUGCCUUUGGCAGGCCUUUCCAGCCCCUCUAACUCUCCUUGAAGUUAGCAUAUUGUAUUUAUUUUAAUACAAUCAGAUCAAGAUUGCGAGCUCCUUUUUCUCUCAUGUGGUUUGCGAUGAUUUGAACCUCAGUGUUGAACUCACAAAUACCUGAAAAAAUGAGACCUUCAAAUGUAAAGAAAGGAAACAUUUUUACUUCCCAUAAAGGUUUUAGUCUUGUUUUUUCAAGGUCAGAUGAAAAUAAUGUAAU
This is a messenger RNA of Xyrauchen texanus (razorback sucker), 6658 nucleotides long. Its product is annotated as uveal autoantigen with coiled-coil domains and ankyrin repeats protein-like. Gene Ontology annotation, molecular function: actin binding. The record is from RefSeq and is a predicted model, not a curated record. Lineage: Eukaryota; Metazoa; Chordata; Actinopteri; Cypriniformes; Catostomidae. The transcript has 19 exons. The coding region runs from base 395 to 4522 and encodes 1375 amino acids.